Molecule: messenger RNA, 507 nt
Organism: Darwinula stevensoni
Lineage: Eukaryota; Metazoa; Arthropoda; Ostracoda; Podocopida; Darwinulidae
Source: the annotation of a GenBank genome assembly
AAGACCCGUCCCCACGUUUCGCCUUUAAAUACGUGACUUACGAGUUUCCGCAGGUUUAUACGGCCACCCGGGAGCGUGGAUGGGGUGCGAGGGGUCCCUCUUGAAUGCGGGGUCCGCCCUCGGGUCCUCCCUCGCGUCCGCCCUCCCGGCCGCGUCGACGUCCCCCCCGACCGGGAAGCGGAAGAGGUCCUGGUCCCGCGCCGUUUUCUCCAAUCUGCAGAGGAAAGGACUCGAGAAACGGUUCCAGAUCCAGAAAUACAUCACGAAGCCGGAUCGGCGACAGCUGGCGGCCACGCUCGGCCUCACAGACGCUCAGGUGAAGGUCUGGUUCCAGAACCGAAGGAUGAAAUGGAGGCACAGCAAAGAAGGGAAGGAGAGGCGAAAGACGGAGGAGACCGAGGAGAAACCGGAUUCCGCCAGCUGAGCCAUCGGCACAAAAAUACAGAUCGAAUAACAUAUUUUAAAAUGCUCAUGAAACGUCGACGUGGGCUUCCGUGAAAGCGAAGA